Molecule: messenger RNA, 1266 nt
Organism: Rotaria sp. Silwood2
Lineage: Eukaryota; Metazoa; Rotifera; Eurotatoria; Philodinida; Philodinidae
Source: the annotation of a GenBank genome assembly
AUGUAUUCAACAUCGGCUACGGAAUUUUUUUGUGAAACUUUCAUCAGUAAUCAGGAAUUUUUUAUCAAUCCUAUUCAAUAUUUUAUAAUAAAUGGUGAUUUUCCAUUUAAUUCAUUAAAUAAUUUAUUAUCUUGUCUUCCUCAACUUCAUUAUUUAUCAAUUGAUUCUCUAGUUAAUUGUCAUGAUACAGAAAGAGAAGAAUUAUCUCCUAUUGAAUUAAAAUAUUUCAAACAUGUUUCCCUUAAAUUGAAUUAUAUUGAUUUCGAUCGAUUGAAAAAAAUAAUAAAAAAUUUUUUUCAUCACGUUCAAAUUUUACGUCUUACAACAUGUUCUGAUGAAGAAUAUUUAAAUGCUAAACAAUGGGAAGAUUUAAUAUUAUCUUCUAUGCCAUAUUUACGUAUUUUUGAUAUAAAUCAUAAAGGUUCUAUACAAAAUAAUAAUUUAACAUAUCAUGACGUAAUUAAUCGAUUUAAUUUACCAUUUUGGCUUGAAAAAGAAUGGUAUUUUGCACAUCAACAUGAUUGGCCACACAGCUUAAAUAGUGGCAUUUUUUACUCAACAAAUCCAUAUCGAAGAAAAGAUUAUACAAUUUUUUCGAAAUCAGAUCAACAAAUUUGUUCAUGUACUGAAGAAAUGAAUUUAAAUUCAGUUAAACAUGUUUGCAUUCGUGGAGAAAAAUAUAUAACAAAUAAUCGCGAAAAUUAUUUUCCAAACGUUACUCAAUUGACUAUUAAAUGCUAUAUUAAAACAUUCGAUGAAUCAUUUAAAAUGACUUUGAAUCAUAUGAUUCCGUUAACACAGCUUACUACAUUAGUUAUUGAAUUAUAUAGUUCUUUUGAAGAUAUUGUCAAAUUACUAAGUUUUACACCUUACUUAUAUACAUUAAAAUUGCGUUCAUUAUCUCUGAAUGAAAUUAAUUUAAAUUUAAUUACACAAAGUGAAAUUUUUCAAUAUGUAUCAAAUACAAAUAAAAUAAAAAAUCUCGAUGUUGAUGAUUGUCACUCAUUGGAUAACGUUCAAUUGAUUGUUAAUUUAUUACCACAAUUAGAAUAUCUUAAAACUAGAGUGAAUAGAAAAGAAAUUAAAGAACUAAUUCGAUUUUUAUUAUCAAAAUCUAAUAUGAAGACACGACAUCUAUUCUUAUUAUGUAUUUCAGAUGUACCGAUGUCAUAUCCAAAAGAAUUAAAAACUUUAAUUAAAUUAGAAAAUUUACUUCAUGAUUAUUGUAUGAAAUAUCUUAAUCGUGACUUAUAUAUAUGGUGGUAA